AUGGCACCUAUCGACAAUUCCCCUGCUGAUCCAAACACACCUCUUCAAAAGAAGCCUAUCUCAUAUAAAAACUUGGCUCUCGGUGCAACGCUAAACUUGUUUGAAGUAUCCACACUCGGUCAACCUUUUGAGGUCAUCAAGACACAACUUGCAGCCAACCGAGGCCAGUCCAUGGUAGAGGCUCUCAAAACGAUUUACAGCCGUGGUGGUGUUCUUGGAUUCUAUCAAGGAUUGAUUCCAUGGGCAUGGAUUGAAGCUGGUACCAAAGGUGCAGUGCUUCUCUUUACUGCUUCCGAGUUUGAGUUCCGUGCUCGACUUGCAGGCGCGUCCCCCUUUAUGUCUGGUAUCGUUGGUGGUAUGGCGGGUGGUAUUGCUCAAGCCUAUAGCACCAUGGGCUUUUGUACUUUUAUGAAGACUGUGGAGGUGACAAGACACAAGUCGGGUGCCAAGGAAUCUACAUUCAAGAUUGCUGGUGAUAUCUUCAAGCGUGAAGGUAUUCGAGGUAUCAACAAGGGUGUCAACGCCGUUGCCGUUCGACAAUGCACAAACUGGGCAUCGCGCUUUGGUAUUACACGUUUCACACAAGAAAGCAUCAUCAAGGCACGCUAUGGUGAUGCACCCGAUGCAGCCAAACGUGCUACUGCCAUUGAUAAAGCUAUGGCAUCUAUUGUGGGUGGUGCCUUGUCUUGUUGGAAUCAGCCUAUUGAAGUCAUUCGUGUUGAAAUGCAAAGUCAAGUCAAGGCAGCAGGUCGUCCAGAAAAAAUGUCCAUUGCCACAGCAUCCAAAUGGAUCUACCAAAACAAUGGCAUUUCUGGUUUCUAUCGUGGUGUCGUACCUCGAAUUGGUCUUGGCAUGUGGCAAACUCUUUGCAUGGUUGCCCUUGGUGAUUACUUCCGCCAGUUGUUUGGUACCAACUAG
Lichtheimia ornata is the source of this 918-nucleotide messenger RNA. RefSeq lists its product as uncharacterized. The record is from RefSeq and is a predicted model, not a curated record. Gene Ontology annotation, molecular function: tricarboxylate secondary active transmembrane transporter activity. Gene Ontology annotation, cellular component: mitochondrion. NCBI's taxonomy places the organism in Eukaryota, Fungi, Mucoromycota, Mucoromycetes, Mucorales, Lichtheimiaceae. Bases 1 to 918 code for a protein of 305 amino acids. The transcript is spliced from 6 exons. Gene Ontology annotation, biological process: alpha-ketoglutarate transport; mitochondrial citrate transmembrane transport.